Linum tenue is the source of this 1458-nucleotide messenger RNA. The record is from the annotation of a GenBank genome assembly. NCBI's taxonomy places the organism in Eukaryota, Viridiplantae, Streptophyta, Magnoliopsida, Malpighiales, Linaceae.
AUGGCUCUCCUGCUCGAAUACUUCUCCUCCAUCCCCUUGAUCACACUGAUAAUUACAACACUAAUCAUCCUGGGAGCGACAUCAAUAGUACUAAUCCAAAACCUCAGACCAGGACGACGUCGUUUCGUGGGGAAAUUAGUACCACCAGGCCCACGGAAGCUGCCGGUGAUUGGAAACCUCCACCAGCUGAUCUGCGAGCUACCCCACCGCCGGCUGCGGGAUCUGGCCCAAAAGCACGGCCCGCACAUCAUGGGCCUCCAGCUCGGGGAGCUGUCCUACAUCGUGAUCUCAAGCCCAGAGGCCGCCGGGGAAGUGAUGAAAGCCCACGACCUGAAUUUCGCGACACGCCCCUGGCUCCUGGUCUCCGACGUCGUAUUCUACGGCGCCAAGGACAUGGCAUUGGCGCCUUACGGCGCCUACUGGCGGCAGAUACGCAAGAUCUGCGUGGUCGAGCUCCUGAGCUCCAAGAGAGUCCUCUCUCUCCGCCCCGUCAGGGAAUCCGAAUUAGCCUCCAAGCUCACCGCCGCCAUCAGCGCGGCCGCCGCCGAGGCCGGCGGCGUGGGCGUCGACAUCGGCAAGCUCGUGGGCUCGUCGACGUGCAGCUUUACUUUCAGGGCGGCGUUUGGGAUGGCGGCGGAGGAGAUAACGGUGAAUAACAGGGAAGCGAUGUUCGCGGAGCUUAUUUCGGGGGUUUCGGAUGCUGUGGGCGGUUUCAGAGUAUCAGAUCUGUUCCCUUCUCUUAAAUUCCUUCCAGCGUUGACCGGGUAUCGAUCACGCCUUGUGAAGUUGCAUCUAGCCGCUGAUGGGAUGCUUGAGGAUAUCAUCAACGAACACAAAUCUCGACGUCGAAUUAGUGGUACCGGUAGCGAUGUUGCAGCGGAUCACAGCCCAAACAAGUAUUCGCAGGAUCUGGUGGAUAUUCUUCUUAAUCUUCAGGAGGGUGGAGGAACUGAAUUGGAUUUCCCGUUGACCACGGAAGCAAUCAAAGCAGUCCUUUUGGAUAUGUUUUUGGCUGGAACCGAAACGAGCUCAACGACAGUACAAUGGACUAUGUCCGAAUUGAUGAGAAAUCCGAGUGUGAUGCAAAGAGCACAAGAAGAGGUUAGACAUACGUUUGGUAAUAAAGGAAAUGUAGAUGAGGAGGAUCUUCCUGAUCUAACUUAUUUGGACAUGGUUAUUCAAGAGAGUUUAAGGUUGCACCCUGCGUUUGCUUUACUUCUUCCAAGAGAAGCUCGAGAAAGGGUGGAGAUUCUUGGCUAUGAGAUUCCUUCCGGAACCAAAGUCAUCAUCAAUGCUUGGGCUAUCGGGCGAGAUCCUCGUUACUGGAAAGAAUGCGAUAAAUUCAUUCCGGAAAGGGGAGAAGCUCUGGUGGCGCCGACGGGGGACGAUGAGGCCGCCGAUGGGGAAGGGAUGAGAUGGAAGAAGAAGGAGAGCUCGAGGAGGAAAGUGAAAAAAUGA